Molecule: messenger RNA, 1407 nt
Organism: Aegilops tauschii subsp. strangulata
Lineage: Eukaryota; Viridiplantae; Streptophyta; Magnoliopsida; Poales; Poaceae
Source: RefSeq, a predicted model, not a curated record
GACCGAGAUUACUGAAUGACAAAAUCAAAGAUCAUCUUCGAUGUCUUCGUCGAGGAGAUGGCACAACAGAGGGUUAUGAGGCAAUUUGGUCUUCUGCAGUUGGAGCUACCUCCCCCUAUAGAGAACCCGGUGCCAGCACACAUCCACAGGACGACAAGGAAGGGCAUGAACAGGACAACUGCUGAAUGGCUAGUUAGACUAGAGCCGUAUGUUAUAGAAUGGGAGACAGCAAACACAAAUCUAUGGCACGAGAAUCACAAUUUCGAUCUUGAUGAAUUCAAUCUCUAUUUGCGGCGCUACAUGACCGGAACACGGUUACGCAUUGUUGAGUACUCCCACCCAGAGGAGUUACCGGAUCCUACUCCGUCGGAUAUGUACCCGAGCUAUGAUACUUCGGGCUCUAGGCAGUACGCGGCUACCUUGACAUGCGAACUGUACGACGACGUGACCACCUUUGGACGAUCACUAUCGUCUGGACCUCUUCUUCAACAUCGUCCAGUGGUACAGCCCUUCUUGGAAAGAAUUCAGAAUAAGAUACGGACUGUGUACGAGGCUAUCACGUGCACCCGGAGAACCGAUGUUGUUCAGCAUGAGCAGGAGCAGCCGCGUCACUCUAUGCAACGACAUCAACCACGUCCACGCCUAGCACAGCAGCCGACAACCAGGCCACCCCGUCCUGACCAACCUGGCAGUUCUACGUGGCACCCGCAGCACUAUGGUCCCACGUCGAGCUUCGUGUUUUCUCCACAGCCACAGCAACACGGUCCCUCGUCGAGCUUCGUGUUUUCUCCACAGCCACAGCAGCACGGUCCCUCCAGUUUCGUGUUUCAGCCAGAGCAGACGUCACACCCAGCAGGGGCCUAUGGAUAUCAGGCGUCUAUGUCGGCAUCACAUGAUACGUGGGGGAGUGAUCAACAUCCCGAGGACAACAUACAGGCUCAGAUGUCGCAGCACACCCAGUGGAUGAACAUGUUUUCGACUCCUCCACCAGGCCCCACACAGGAUACACAGCAUGACCAGGGAGAGUCUGAGAUUCCUCCUCGUCAUGUUAGGGCACCCGACAGGUUGGGAUGGUCCCCGAUUCCAGAUCCGCCUCCCCGCCAGAUGGCUGAGAGUACUCAGUGGGUGCUUAGCCCUAUUGUUCAUGUCCAAGGCUUGUCUCCAAGUGUUGUGCAAGUUAGUGAAGUGGACCUCACUUUUGAUUGGUUGAAGACUAAAUUCAUGUUGAAGCAAGGGUUGAAGGAAGACGAUUUUGUGUACUACGUCAGCAGGAAGCAUUCGGAUGGCCCUGGGGAAAGAAAAUUGAUUGACAUAACUGAUGAUGGCAAGAUUCAAGAAAUGCUGAGCGAAUGGGAAUGGAAAAGGAUUGUUCAGUUGCAUUGCUACAGGAAACCGAGUUAUAUGUGA